Molecule: messenger RNA, 1626 nt
Organism: Penicillium macrosclerotiorum
Lineage: Eukaryota; Fungi; Ascomycota; Eurotiomycetes; Eurotiales; Aspergillaceae
Product: putative hexokinase
Exons: 1
Coding region: 1-1626 (541 amino acids)
Biological process (GO): glycolytic process; intracellular glucose homeostasis; glucose 6-phosphate metabolic process
Cellular component (GO): cytosol; mitochondrion
Molecular function (GO): glucokinase activity; mannokinase activity; ATP binding
Source: RefSeq, a predicted model, not a curated record
AUGCCGGCUCCGCUGGUUAAAGUCUUGCAUCGCUUGCAGGAGCUCUUCCAUAACGUGGUGGCCGCCCUCGAGACGAUGAUUUUGUUCCCUUCACUGUUCCGCGGCUUCAGCCAUCGCCGGCGGAAGCCCUUCCUCGGCGCGCACUGGCGCCGUCGCACGCUCGAUGAUUUCACCGAGGAGGUCGACUCACUGUUCACCACUCCGCUAUCCACUCCCAAAAUGCUCGAUAUGUCAGAGAAGAUUCGCGCGCAGUUCCGCCAUUGCCUGCAGAACAGCCCCGUCUGCAUGCUGCCCUCAUACAAUCAUGCCCUGCCCACCGGAACCGAACAAGGCACGUUCCUCGCACUGGAUGUGGGUGGCUCGACCUUCCGGGUGGCCUUGAUCGAGUUGCACGGUCGUGACCAGGAGAUGCGUAUUGUUAAGGUGUCGUCAUCGUACAUCGAUAAUAGCAUUAAGCUGUUGGAAGGAACCCUGUUCUUUGACUGGAUGGCGGGCGAGAUCGACACUAUGCUGAAGGGAGUGGGUACCGACUACGGGCGCGGUUCCGUCGCCCUGCCGAUGGGUCUGUCCUGGUCAUUCCCGGUCGACCAAACCUCAUUGAGUAGCGGACUCAUGAUCCAUAUGGGUAAGGGCUUCCACUGCUCCAAUGGUACUGUUGGCCAGGAACUCGGCGAUCUUUUGAUCCGGUCCUGCCGCAAGCGCGAUCUGAACGUAGAGAUGGCUGCCAUUGUGAACGAUAGCUCGGCCGCGUUGCUGUCGCGCGCCUACGUGGACCCGAAGACUCGUAUGUCGCUCAUUCUUGGAACUGGCACCAACAUGGCCAUUCACUUCCCCGUUCAUGAAAUUGGCCGCACCAAAUUUGGCGUCCGCCCGGAAGGAUGGUUUGACUAUGCCAAACACGUCAUUAUCAACAGUGAGAUGAGCAUGUUUGGAGGUGGAGUGCUGCCAAUGACCCGCUGGGAUGAUGUGCUCAACCGUACACACCUGCGUCCGGACUAUCAGCCUUUGGAGUAUAUGAUCACGGGUCGAUACCUGGGUGAGAUUGUCCGCUUGAUCAUUGUAGAAGCAGUUGAGACCGCCGGUUUGUUCGGCGGGGAGCUGCCGCACUCCAUGCGUGAACCGUACUCUCUCGACACCAGCAUUGUGGCCUUCAUUGAGGAAGAUUCAACAGUUUCCCUCUCCGCCUCUGCUGCUCUCUUGCAAAAGGAGCAUACGUUCCCCAGCUAUCCGUCUGUUGAGGACCUUCGCUUUCUCCGCCGCGUCUCUCAGGUUGUGUCCCACCGCGCCGCUGGCUACCUCGCAACUGCCAUCCACAGCAUGUGGUGUCUGCACAACGAUGUUGAAUUCCCAGCCCCGGCCGUCUCUGAAGUCAAGGAGUCUCCCGAAGUCACCGUUGUCGAGAAUGACGAACCCGCCAAAAUGAUGUCGAUCGCUUGUGAUGGUACUGUCAUUAAUAAGUAUCCCGGUUUCCGCGACACAUGCCAGAAAUAUCUGGAUCAGCUGUCGGAACAGUCGCAUCCCAGCUCUGACUCCGCAAUCCGUCUCGACCCCGCCCCUGAGAGCGCCAUUCUCGGCGCCGCUGUGGCGGUGGCCGUUGCUGUGGCUGAGAAAACCGAGCAGCAGUAA